Ostrinia nubilalis (European corn borer) is the source of this 1369-nucleotide messenger RNA. Its product is annotated as putative nuclease HARBI1. The coding region runs from base 260 to 1315 and encodes 351 amino acids. The transcript has 5 exons. Lineage: Eukaryota; Metazoa; Arthropoda; Insecta; Lepidoptera; Crambidae. The record is from RefSeq and is a predicted model, not a curated record.
UUAUUCAUAAUCAUUUUUCACAUUUUAUCAAAUGCUUAUUAGAGGUUUAUAAAACGUUUGAUAAAAAUUGUUAUUCAUAAUCGUCAUUUAGCGCUAAAAUCCUCUUUUAUCUGUGUGAUAAGUUAUCGAGAGCUCGGGCCUUGUUUAAAGCUCUAAUAAACCUAUUUUAACCUAACUUUUAUAAAUGUCAUUUCAUAUGAAUGUCACUUCGUUGGUUUAUUUAUUCAAAAUAUCCUUGCUGUGAUCCUUGCUUGUGAAAAUGAAUGCUAUAAAUGCAAUUGUGCAUUUAGCCAAUAAUGCCGACCCAGCGCGACGUAGAAAGCUCUACCGCCAACGAAGCAACCCAUUCGAUUUGCGGGACCUAAAUUUUAAAAUAAAAUAUAGGUUCAAUAAGGACACAGUGCGCACCAUCAUAGAUUUGGUGGAAGAUGAUCUGGUUCAGAGCGCUAGAGGUGGUGGCACGUGUCCUGAACUGCAAGUUUUAGUGGCCAUAAGAUGUUGGGGACGUCGUGAGGUACAAGAUGAUGCUGGUGACCUCCAUGGCCUAAGUCAGCCGACAGUGAGCCGGAUAUGCGCCAGAGUCGCGCAUGCAAUCGCGAAUAAGGCAAAUUCCUUCAUCAAAAUGCCUAUCACUAUAGGAGAGCAGGAAAGAAUUAGUGCCAAAUUUAGAGCAAUUAAAAAUUUUCCUGGGGUGAUAGGAGCCAUAGAUUGCACCCACAUUAAAAUUAAAAAAACCGGAGGUGACAUGGCCCAGUACUAUAUUAAUAGAAAAGGCUAUUAUUCCCUGAAUGUUCAGGUUGUCUGUGAUGCUGACCUCAAAAUAAUGGAUAUAGUGGCUAGAUGGCGAGGCAGUACACAUGACAGUCGAAUUUUUAUGGAGAGCAAUAUAAAACAACGAUUUGAGGAUAGGCAGUUUAGAGGACGCCUUAUUGGCGAUUCGGGCUACCCUCUUCUGCCAUAUCUAUUUACACCUAUUUUAAGGCCUAGUCGUCCAGAAGAAGAAGCAUACAAUAAUGCUCACAUCUCAACUAGGAACACUGUUGAAAGGUGUUUUGGGGUGUGGAAGCAGCGGUUCCAAUGCCUACUCCAUGGCUUACCAGUAAGCCUCCAAAAUGGAAAAGCUGUGAUCAUAGCAUUGGCUGUAUUACAUAAUAUAGCCAUUGAUAUGAAUGACACAUUGUUAGAACAACAUAUGGAGCAGGUCCCUGUAACUCCGCAACUUUCGACGGAGAACAGUGUUCACGACAACCGACCUUCAUUGUUGAGGCGUAGGUCGCAGUUGAUACUACAAAAUUUUAUAAAUCAACAUUUUUGAAUGAUACUGUUCCUGGCAUCUUAAUGAAAAUAAAAAGAAUAUUUGAUUGAAAAA